Messenger RNA from Schizosaccharomyces octosporus yFS286, 168 nucleotides. RefSeq lists its product as uncharacterized. The transcript has a single exon. The record is from RefSeq and is a predicted model, not a curated record. Bases 1 to 168 code for a protein of 55 amino acids. Lineage: Eukaryota; Fungi; Ascomycota; Schizosaccharomycetes; Schizosaccharomycetales; Schizosaccharomycetaceae.
AUGGGUAAGAGAGAGAAAGAGAGACAAGUCAUCGAAACGGAUUUAUUUGCUGCUGCUGCUGCUGCUGCUGCUACUGCUACUGCUACUGCUAUUGCUAUUCGUUUUGUCUUUUUCGUUUGCUUCCCUUUGCAAGUUUAUGCGAAUUCAAAUUCCAAGGAGAACGAAUGA